AUGGUUGGAUACACAACGUUAUGGUCACGACUGUCCUCGCGACAGUUGAACGUCGCCAUUCAGGCAUUCUCGCUGGUUUCAAUUUUCUUCGAGGGCUAUGACCAAGGGGUCAUGGGUGGUGUCAACGCUGCCCCAGACUAUGUUACUCAAGUCGGCAUCGGUCGUUCAGAUGGGACCGUCACCAGCACCAUUCAUCAAGGCGGCAUCGUUAGCGUAUAUUACCUGGGCGCCAUCUUCGGUUGCUUCGCCGGCGGCUGGCUUGCCGAUCACAUCGGCCGCAUCAACGGCUUGUUGAUAGGGUUUUUGUUUGCCAUGGGUGGAGGUGCAUUUCAAGCUGCCGCGCAAAACUCCAAUUUCUUUAUCUGUGCCAGAGUCUUCACGGGCAUUGGCACUGGAGCAUUGACUGGAAUAACGCCCGUGCUUGUUUCUGAGACAAGCUCUGCGCAGCACCGAGGUGGAUCCUCGAGCUAUGUCUUCAUUGCUAAUUACCUAGGAAUUUCAGUAGCCUAUUGGCUUUCUUUUGGACUUGCUUUCGUUGGCAACGGAUACUCGGUGAUUCGAUGGCGAUUUCUCCUUGCUUUUCAGUGUAUCCCGGCACUCUUUCUAGCCCUGUUUAUCAGAAUGCUUCCGGACAGCCCUCGCUAUCUCGCCUCUGUAGGAAGGAAUGAUGAGGCGCGACGCCUGUUGGUUCGUCUUCGCGGGUCCCAAGAGGAUGUUGGGCGGGAAUAUCUCGAGAUAGUCACUCUCGCCCAAGAAAGCCAGCCAAGCUCCCCGGUGCAAUUCGCCCAAAUUCUCUUGGGCUACGGCGGGCGCCCUGGGACUCACCUCGCCCGCCGUGUAUGGCUUUGCGUAUGGCUUCAGAUCAUGGCGUCCUGGACCGGUAUUACUGCAGUCACGGCGUACUCGCCUGUUCUAUUGAAGCAGGCUGGAUACAGCAGCAUUAAACAGAAUGGGCUCGCUGGGGGAAUUAACACGAUUGGUAUUAUCGGGACCAUCGUCAGCGCUCAGAUCGUGGACCGCCUUGGCUGUCGUGCCUGCCUCAUAGGGGGCGCUGGCUUCCUCUUCGCAGUCAAUCUCAUCGCGGGAUCAGUCUACGAGGAAUCACUCCAUAGUCCUGAAAGAGCUGCUCAGUAUGCCCCCGGGGCGGUUACUAUGCUUUUCCUCUUCAACCUAGGAUAUGCGGCCACCUGGGGAACGGUCGCCUUUCUGAUACCCACGGAAAUAUUUCCCAGUGAUCUAAGAGCACAAGGAAAUGGGUUUGGAAUUACUGGUUGGGCACUCGGUGUUGGAAUGACAACCCUGGUCAACCCGAUCAUGUUCGCCAGCUUGAAGGUGAUCGCUUUCCAUUCUUCGUAUCAGCAGAUACUGACACCAAACGUGGCGCCGUACUUACUUCCUUUUUGCCGGUCUCAACUUGCUCUGGGUUCCUCUGUCUAUCCAGAGACCCGCAACCGCUCGCUAGAAUCAAUUGAUGCGUUGUUCUCCGGUUCCAGUCCGUUCAAUUGGGACAUGGAGCAGGCUUACAGACUCCACGGAGAUGUUCUUGCCGAGCGUAAAAUUGUGGAAACUCCCAGUACACUUCCUGCAAAGCCAGAAUUCGACCGCAUUGACGAAUAG
Molecule: messenger RNA, 1617 nt
Organism: Penicillium diatomitis
Lineage: Eukaryota; Fungi; Ascomycota; Eurotiomycetes; Eurotiales; Aspergillaceae
Product: putative MFS sugar transporter
Exons: 7
Coding region: 1-1617 (538 amino acids)
Biological process (GO): transmembrane transport; carbohydrate transport
Cellular component (GO): membrane
Molecular function (GO): carbohydrate:proton symporter activity
Source: RefSeq, a predicted model, not a curated record